Messenger RNA from Tigriopus californicus, 2551 nucleotides. RefSeq names its product transcription factor IIIB 90 kDa subunit-like (gene Brf). The coding region runs from base 37 to 2385 and encodes 782 amino acids. Gene Ontology annotation, molecular function: RNA polymerase III general transcription initiation factor activity; RNA polymerase III type 3 promoter sequence-specific DNA binding; TBP-class protein binding. The record is from RefSeq and is a predicted model, not a curated record. Gene Ontology annotation, cellular component: transcription preinitiation complex; nucleus; transcription factor TFIIIB complex. NCBI's taxonomy places the organism in Eukaryota, Metazoa, Arthropoda, Copepoda, Harpacticoida, Harpacticidae. Gene Ontology annotation, biological process: transcription by RNA polymerase III; transcription preinitiation complex assembly; DNA-templated transcription initiation. The transcript has a single exon.
UUGUCUUUGCCUAUUUGCUGCAUACACGCCCGCACCAUGAACGCGCCCCCCCAUUCAGCCCUGGGCGUCCAGGGCGUGGUGGGAGGCACGCCGGCCACGCCCUCUGCCUCCGGUGGAUCCGCCGUCAAGCAACCCACUUGUCCGCACUGUGGGUCGGGCUCGAUCGAGACGGAUGCGGCUCGCGGCGAUGCCGUGUGCACGGAUUGUGGGGCCGUACUCGAGACGUCGCUCAUCGUGUCGGAUAUUCAGUUCGAAGAGAACGCCCACGGCGGCUCCAACGCCAUUGGCCAGUUCGUGUCGGCCGAUCAGAAGGGCGGGGGCGGGUUGGGCUUGAGCGCCUUGGGUGGGCGGGGUCACAUUUCCGGGGUGGGUCGGGAAUCGCGGGAAAUCACGUUGCGCAACGCGCGUAAUAAGAUCCGAGCAUUGGGCCAACAGUUGGCUUUGCGCCAAGACCGCAUUGAGAUGGCCUUUAAUUUCUUCCGCAUGGCCUUGAGUCGGAAUUUGACGCGCGGUCGGAAAUCCACGCACGUGAUCGCGGCUUGCGUCUAUAUUACGUGUCGCACGGAAGGCACGUCGCACAUGCUCAUUGACUUCUCGGAUAUCCUGCAAAUCGACGUGUACGAGUUGGGUCGCACGUACUUGAAGUUGUCGCAAGAGUUGUGCAUCAACAUUCCGGCCAUGGACCCGUGUUUGUACGUGAUGCGAUUCGCGCACAAACUCGAGUUCGGCGACAAGACGCAUGAAGUGUCCAUGACAGCCUUGCGACUCGUGUCGCGCAUGAAGAAGGAUUGGAUUCAUUUCGGGCGGCGACCCUCGGGUUUGUGCGGUGCGGCCUUGCUCAUCGCGGCUCGCUUGCACACCUACAACCGCACCGUAGGCGACGUCAUCAAAGUGGUCAAGGUCCACGAAAGUACACUCCGCAAGCGACUCAACGAGUUUGGCGAGACCCCCGCCUCUCAAUUGACCUUGGACGAGUUCAUGAACAUCGAUUUGGACGCCAUGACCGAGGAGCAAGACCCGCCCUCCUACAAAGCCGCGCGGAAACGCGACCGCGAGCGCUUGCAACAACUGGAAGCCGAAGACGGCGAUCUGGACGAACAGAUCACCGAGCUUGAGCGCAUCAUCGAGCGCGAGUUGGCCGAAAAGCGCGCUCGUUUAGGCGGUCCGUAUGCCCGUUUGGCCCGCGCAACUAGUCCCACCCCUUCAAAUCAAAGUGACACCCUGGAUGAUGAAGAGCGCGAUGCGGAGCAAUUCAUCACCGAGCAGACUUUGGGCUCCAUCUCGGAGAUUGUCAAUCCUGAGGCCUCGUCCGACAGUGCCUUGAUGCCCCCGCCCCCGGGUUCUUAUGGCAAGUGUCGACCCAUCGAGAGUCCGGGCUUAGGCCUGAAAGACACCAUUCAAGAAUACCUCAUGCCUUCGCCGUCCAGUUCCACGCACUCCUCGUACUCAUCCAUGAACUCGGCCAAAAAGGAAGAGGCCCUUCAUGGGGAGGCCGACGUUGAGGAGGAGUUGGAUCUGGACGGUAUCGAUGAAGACGAAAUCGAUAGCUACAUCAUGUCAGAGCACGAAAUCAAGUUCAAAACCGAGAUGUGGCUCAAAGUGAACGCCGAGUAUCUGAAGGAAAAGGCCGAGAAAGAGGAACGUGAGCGCAAAGAAGAAGAGGAGGCCCUCAAGGAAGGCCGUGAGAUCAAGAAGAAAAAGAAGACGCCCAAGAAGCCCAAGGUGAAUAUGGGCGGCAAUCAAACUGCGCUCGAGGCCAUCGAGAAAAUUGUGCAGGAGAAAAAGAUCUCGACCAAAAUCAAUUACGAAGUCUUGCGCAGUCUCAAUAUGUCCUACACUCCCAUGAAACCUGGGGGUGAUGGUGAAGCCGACGAUGAAGAAGACGCAACUGAAUCCGCUCAUCCAUCCACCCCCACCUCUUCAUCGUUAAAAACCACUCCCAAAAGUGCCAGUGACCAACAUCCCAAUACCAAAAGUAGAGACAGUAACUCGCUCUUUGGCCAAUCGCCCAUUACCACUCCCGCAGCCAUUUCUCAAGUGUUAUAUUCAUCCGGAGCUGAUGAACCUCCGAAGAGUUCGGGUUCGGCUAGUCGGAAACGUAACGCCGAUGAUUCCAAAAGCUCUUUGUCACGGACCAAAUCGUCGAAGAAGUUGAAGCCCGAGAAGAGCAAAGCUCUCGAACCUGAGCCCAUUGUUGAGACUGGACCCGUGGAACCGGUUCCUUUGCCCGAAGACGAGGAAGAGGAAUUCCACGAGGAAGAGGAAGAAGAGGAGGACCUGGAACCCGAGGACCAGAUUUUAUCCGCGGCAGAAUUGCUCUCCAAACACCGUGGCGAUGACGGUCAGCCCGACGAGUAUUACGGCGAAGAAGAGGACUACUACUAACGAACCAAUGCAGAGAUGGAUCAGAUUUUGAAAUAUGCAUAUUAACCAUGCUGACGUUAUUGACAUAAUUAUAAUAAUAAGUGCCACCAGAAACUCGGACUACUAGUAUAGGGAUUUAGAUACUACCAUUGUUACGCCUUUCUGUCUUUCUCUACCCCCAUCUAGA